CUUGAUUCUUGGGCAGCGACGCGUCUCUCUUGUAGUCUUUUAGGUAUGUAACAUGUAAAGAAGUUGUUCCUUAAUCUAUAUUGUUCUAUGCCUUUAUCUGUUUAUAUAUGAGUCUAAAGUGGGAGUUAAAACAAUCAGGUGAUUAAUUUAUUCAGCCUCAGCUGCCCUUCCAUUCAUUCUGAUUCUACUCGUGUCACGCGUCGUCUAUUCUCUACAGUAACAGAUUAUUCUGGACACUGGACACUGGACACUGGACACUUGACACUGAACACUGGAAGAUUACUGUUUAAUCUGUCUGGGAGAAGGAAGUCGACAUAAACAGCUGUCAGAGUCGUUGAAGCUAUACAGCCGGCGUCAUGUCUACCACACCUAGAUCAUCAUCACCAGUGAAGCAAUCACUUACUCAGGAUGAAAUGGCAGGUGAUCAAUCAAUGAUGGUAGAGUUACCAACUCAUUUAGGUGACCAAACCGAGUUCGUUGAUCCCGAGGAAGAUGUGACGGUAAAGCUACAUUCACAGUCGCAGCCGCGAUCACCUCCACGGACUCAGGGUCCCAAGGUCGAUCAGGGCCAAGACAUGUCGCUUAUGGCUAGACAGUUGGACCGUCAACGUCAGACACGAACCCCCGAGCCACAAAAGCGACGGAGUAAUAGGUCUGAAAUGCAGAGCCCUGGUCAUCUCGUUGCAUUUGACUGGGAAGACUUCGAGGAUCGCUAUGAGAAAGCUCUACAAGAGGCUGACGAGCAGGAGAAACAGCUCUUGGAAGAGUUUGAUACUCUUGUCAAGUACUUCAACGUCUGGGCGUCAGCUUCGUCCGCUCAUGAUAAUGAGAGAGCAGUCAAGAGGUUGCAAACUCGCGAAAGACAUGUGCGCCUUUCUGAGCAAACACUCUUACAAAAGAAGCAGCAUCUAUCCGAAGUAGUGAAGGCCUUCCAGAGUGCUCUAGCCCUUCUGAGAUCAACUUGAGUCCACGUAUUCCGUAUUCCGUAUUUUAUGUUUAUAUGGCGGUGCAUGAUGAUAUCAGUGUGCAUUCGAUGAAUAUAGGUGAGGUUUACGACUUGACGACUUUUACGAUGCUUAUGAAUUAAUUAUGAUAUGAACUUGUACUUAGCUGCGUACAUACAAUUUGCUACCGUAUCUAGCCUCAUGAUCUACAUUUUACGUUAAUGUCUUCUCGACACUUCGUGUUUCUCGUUUUUCGUUCUCAGGUACAUGUAGUGAAUAUGUACCUAGGUACAUAGGUACAUACAUAGGUACCUUAAGUGGGCCGAACGCGACGCGGUUCGGCCAUAACCAAGCCGAUUAUCGAUAACGUUCAGUUGCUACCAAAGCUCAAUCAAU
Messenger RNA from Daldinia decipiens, 1340 nucleotides. RefSeq lists its product as uncharacterized. The record is from RefSeq and is a predicted model, not a curated record. NCBI's taxonomy places the organism in Eukaryota, Fungi, Ascomycota, Sordariomycetes, Xylariales, Hypoxylaceae. The transcript is spliced from 4 exons. The coding region runs from base 357 to 965 and encodes 202 amino acids.